Molecule: messenger RNA, 540 nt
Organism: Didymodactylos carnosus
Lineage: Eukaryota; Metazoa; Rotifera; Eurotatoria; Philodinida; Philodinidae
Source: the annotation of a GenBank genome assembly
AUGAAAUGGGCGGUUGGACAAACAAAAGAAGUUGUUGUUGCUGCUGAUGGUCCAGGUAGUGCUUUAAACCAAUUGCAAGGUCUCGAAGAGUUAUUUGUCGAUGAACAUGAUACUAUUUAUGUAGCAGAUGUUGAGAAUGACCGUAUACAGAAAUGGCUAAAAGGCUCAUUGGCAGGUCAAACAGUAACUGGUGGUGAUGAAAAAGGGUCAGAUUUAAGCAGUGCAAAAAGUGGAGUACUCAUAGAAGGAGGGAGUAAGGGCAAUGAAAUAACCAAAUUUCAUGGACCAAAAGGAGUACAAUUUGAUGCGGAUGGCAAUUUGUAUGUGGCUGAUAGGAAUAAUCAUCGUGUACAAAAAUUUACAAUUAAUAAUAACUAUUGCGCAAAUACUGCCGCCAUCUGGUAUUGCUCAACUGCAUUUGUGCCCUGGUGGAAAUUAGUUAUGGCGUAUCGUUUCAGAGCUUCAGCGGCAGGUACAAAAGUUCUGAUUGUACAGUUGUACAAAAGAUUAUAUAUUUUUGAAAAACAAACCAUUGGAUAG